Molecule: messenger RNA, 1799 nt
Organism: Stylophora pistillata
Lineage: Eukaryota; Metazoa; Cnidaria; Anthozoa; Scleractinia; Pocilloporidae
Biological process (GO): synapse organization; homophilic cell-cell adhesion
Cellular component (GO): plasma membrane; axon; neuronal cell body
Molecular function (GO): axon guidance receptor activity
Source: RefSeq, a predicted model, not a curated record
AUAGCUGAAGAAGGAACGAACGUCACCAUCCAAUGCACUGUUAUUGGUCAGCCGCGUCCAAUUUUCAAGUGGUCCAAGUCAGUGGGUAGUUUGCCUAAAGACAGAGUUACGUUCAAGAAUGGAACACUGAAAAUUUCUAAUUUGACGAGACAAGACGGUGGAACAUAUAUCUGUAAAGUAGCGAACAUUCUUGGAUCAGCAACAGACACCGCUCAACUCACAGUAUUUUCUCCUCUAAGGUUCAAAGUCCGUCCUCCACCAGAACUAACUCCUGCUAUUCGUUCAAGUGUUCGUCUACCUUGUAUGGCCGAGAGCGACCUGAGACCUUUUAUCACUUGGACAAAGGAUGGCAAGUCUUCGCUUGAUGUGGACUCCAAUGUUUUGCAAAAUGGAACACUGGUAAUAAACAACAUCAAGAAAUUACACGUAGGAUGGUACACCUGUAGAGCAGCUAAUGCUCUGACGGCAAUAGAAACCAAAGUCAAAAUUAACAAUCCGCUGAACAUCACUUCUUGUUCUGCUAUAAGAAAAUACAUCAGCAAUAGAAGUGGAAAUUAUGUCAUUGAUACCGAUGGCGAGGGUCCUUUAGCACCAUUUACAGUAUAUUGUGACAUGAGUGACAAGAAUGGAGUUGGCGUGACAGUCAUUAGUCACGACAGUGAAAGCAGAACACACGUGAAUGGAUAUGAGGCCCAUGGUAGUUACUCACGAGAUAUUCAUUACACAGGAGCGAGUCUGUCCCAGCUGGCGAGUCUCACCAGAGUCUCCUCACACUGUGAACAGUUUAUCAAGUACGAGUGUCAUGGUGCACUACUAUUAAAGGAAAGACAUUCGUGGUGGGUGUCACGUGAUUCUAGAAACACGACUUACUGGGGUGGAGCAUCUCCUAAUAGUGGCAAGUGCGCAUGCGGAAUGACCAACUCCUGUGCAGACCCCAGUGUUGGCUGUAACUGCGAUAUGAAUGACGAUGUAUGGCGUGAAGACAGCGGUCUCCUCACUGAAAAGAAAGAUCUUCCAGUGAAACAGUUGAGGUUUGGUGAUACUGGUCUUGCCAGCCUUGAGGAAGGUUAUCACACCCUGGGAAAACUGAAAUGUUAUGGCACAGCAUAAACUUUCCUUUCUCUACAAGAAAUAUAUUGUUAUCUAUGUGCAUAUUGUAAUCUAUGUGUACCGCUACAUCUGGACGCAGCAUUGACACGCCUAUUCAUCCGUUUAUCCCUUACAGCAGCCUUGACUAUUGCAAUAGCCCAUUCAGAUGGUUCAGCGAAGUGCGGCCAUCCAUUUUCCAAACUGCAAGGUAUCAUGAAUGCAUGUGCUCGCCAGGUUUAUUGAGUGCCGAAAUCAGGUCACAUCACACCUUGCUUCGCGAAUUGCACAAGCUAUCUGUUUGCCAACGCAUAGAAUUUAAGAUAAUGAUCAUUAUAUUUAAGAUAUUGCAUGUCAUGGUGCAUGAGUUUAUAUUACCGCCGUUCAGGAAUAAUGACGACGCCAUCAUUUCUCUGGUAUGCUAUCGGCAUUCCCAAAGGUGAUAACAAGAAUACUUUGGGAGGAAGAUCAUUUAAUAGUGCUACCUCUAAGCUUUGGAAUCUUCCUCCGCGUUCAAUUCGACCUAGCUUGAAUAUAUUAAAAAAAAAAAAGACUUGCAACGUUUCUUUUUAAAAAGGUAUUCAACGAGUUAGUCCGUUUUUAUGUUUUAAAAUGCAUAGUUCGUAGAACAUUUUUUUCAAAUAUUUGGAAUUGUAAUUUUCAAGCCUUUCGUUCCGUGUUAUUUCGAUAGGACUUUGUAAAGUGUAAUUAAA